Trachemys scripta elegans is the source of this 1983-nucleotide messenger RNA. It is a transcript of the gene APOLD1, whose product is annotated as apolipoprotein L domain containing 1. NCBI's taxonomy places the organism in Eukaryota, Metazoa, Chordata, Testudines, Emydidae. The record is from RefSeq and is a predicted model, not a curated record. Gene Ontology annotation, biological process: lipid transport; lipoprotein metabolic process. The transcript is spliced from 2 exons. Gene Ontology annotation, cellular component: extracellular region; membrane. The coding region runs from base 696 to 1436 and encodes 246 amino acids. Gene Ontology annotation, molecular function: lipid binding.
ACACACAAUGUUCAUUUGACGGGAUCAUUUCCUGAACAUGAUGUGUGCUGCGCUGUCUCCAGGUCACUUUCCAGUGUGUCACAUCCUUCUGGACGAGGGGGGCAGGAAAUGGCAAACUCCCACUAUGAGGCAAAGCAUUCCCACUGCAGCAAUUGGUUCGUGGGAACUAUAAAUUGGGGUUCAUCCAGAAACAGCAUAAAAUUUGUCCUUGGUAAGAUUGGCUGGAAACGAAAGGUGCUUACAAAUUGAUUGUUUGAUCAUUUAUUCUACUAUCUUCCCAUUCAAAUUCACCCUAGAAACAUGGUUCUCAACAUUUUUCAUACAGUGACAAUAGAAAAAUGUUUCAGGAUCUGACUCCCAACUAACCUUAAAGAAAAAGAUGAUGGAUGCGGGACCCUCCUGAAACAUGUUUGCAACUCCCCAUGGGGAACCUAACCUCCACUGAGAAUCCAUGUCCUAGGGAUUAUCCCUCUAGACUUCACCUCAUCAGUCUCUGUAUUCACCACCUUUAAACAGAAAGGACCCAGGAUAAAUCCCAUAGGAUCUCCAUCAAGGAACAGGUGUCUGGGAUUCACCUCCUUGGUACCUGCACUACCUUGAAAUAGCAGACUGGGCCUUGAACCAAUCCUCAAACACACACUCCUAAGACUGACUGGCUGAGUAAAGCCCAUCUGUUUGUAUUUCCUGACAGGGCCAUGGAGAGAAAUGCUAUAACCUUUCCUCCAGCACUGGACCCUACACGCCACUUCCAAACGCUGCUGCUGAAUCAGAGAAGCCGGCUGCAUGGCCAGAUCAGGAAGCUUCGCGAGAUUGCACGAAACAUCAACAAGCUGCGCAGGCGAUCCUUGAUUGCAAACAUCACUGGGAGUUCCCUGAGUGCAGUAGGAGCAAUCACCGCCAUCGUAGGGCUCUCCUUGAGCCCCGCCACUUUAGGAGCAUCUCUCCUGGCUUCUGCUGUGGGCCUGGGCGUAGCCUCUGCCGGAGGGGCUGUCAAUGUCACUUCCGAUCUCUCCUUAGUGCUCUCUAACUCCAGGGAACUGAGAAGGGUGCAGGAGAUCGCAGUGAACUGUCAGAACCAGAUGAGGGAAAUCCUGAGCUGCCUAGAAUUCCUCCACCGUGGACAGGGCCCAAUGGACCCCCUGUUGCUCCAGUCAGAGAAAAACGCUUCCAUCUCGCUGUACAAUUCCAUCUGCUUCAUGGUAUUCUACGGUUCGCGCAACUUUCUUGUGCCAGAGUACACGAGGGAGGUCACAAAGGUGAGCCAAGCUGUGCUAAAGGCGAAAAUCCAGAAACUGGCUGAAAACCUUGAGUCCUGCAUCAGAGCAAUGGAUGAAGUCUGUGAACUCUUAGAAUCCAGAGCAGAACUUUCCUCCAACACAAGAAACCCCAGCUCAAGUGCCAGGAUCACUGUCAAACCCCAGGGAUCAUCCAGCUGAAACAGCCAGAACUAAAAGUGGGGUUAGAGAUGCUGUAUUAUUCACUAUUUUGAUUACAGUUGUUAUUUUUACAAGUAUUUGUGGCACCCAUCCCCACAGCUGAGAACAAGUUACAAGGUUCUGAUUUAAAUAUGACAGCAAACAUGUCCCUAAAAGGGAGCUGAUGCUUUUACCUCCCUGCAGCACUGAACUAAAAUUUGAGGUCAUGAUGGAGAUCUAGUCUGUAGGGUAAAUGACAGGAAUGACUCCAGAGCCUACAUUUAGUGGAAGACCAGUAGGGUAAAUGCUGGAUUAAAGGCUAAUCUGCCCAAAUUUCCUUGGCUCCUAUCUGGUGCUGCUCCAUGAUGGCAGAGAGGAAUGGUUCUGGAGUUAGAUCAAAAGACUGCUUGCCUGGUCUUGCUCCCUGGUUGUAAAUAACCUGUGAAUUCUUCUUCUCAUAGAGGUAAAGGGAGUGAGAUCUAUUGAUAUAUCUUUCAGGGUAGCAGCCGUGUUAGUCUGUAUCCUCAAAAAGAACAGGAGUACUUGUGGCACCUUAGAGACUAACAAA